GUUUUAAAGCAGGGCACUCAAGUUGGAUUAAUACAUUUAAAGACCUCAAUGCCAACACUUCGGGAUUCAAAGUUGAUCUCUGGAAACAAAAUAUCAACAAAAGUUUGACAACAGUAAGGUUUAUAAAUGUGAGAGAUCCUUGGGAAAGACUCCUCUCUGCAUAUAUGGACAGAAUGACCUAUCACGAAAAUAGACCACAUAAAAGUUGGCAAAGGAACUCUAUUGGGCGUCGCAUAAUGUUCAAAUAUUAUCCUGGAUCAAAUGCAAUGGUGGUUCCAUAUGAAAAGAUAAGUUUUACAUUUACAGAUUUUUUAAGAUACAUAAUAGAUGAACCAAAACAAUUGGCUGGAAGACUUGACGACCACUGGUUACAAUACUAUGAACGGUGUCGACCAUGUGACCCUUACUUAGACUACAACGCUAUAGUUAAACUAGAAACAGUCACCGAAGAUUCAAAUUAUGUUCUAGAAAAAAUAGGCGUUAAAACCAAAAUCAAGGAUGGGCCAAGAAAGACAGCAAAAUAUCUACAGGAACAAUAUAAGGAGGUUCCUCGUUGGAUUAUUGAUGACCUGACAAAGAUAUUUUACUGGGACUUUAAAUUAUUUGAUUAUGACAUGAAUUCUCCUUUAGUACGCAAAUCAAUAUCUUAGGAAUUAGCUGUAUCAAAAUUCAUAAAAUGUACAACAUAAUAAAAGCCUUUAGAGGGGGGGGGGGGUGUAUAGAGAUAUUGUAUAUCGUAUAAGAGGCUGAAAAUUUAUUGUAUAUUGUAUAAGAG
Molecule: messenger RNA, 775 nt
Organism: Owenia fusiformis
Lineage: Eukaryota; Metazoa; Annelida; Polychaeta; Sabellida; Oweniidae
Source: the annotation of a GenBank genome assembly